CUCAAGAACGCGUUAAACUUUAACUAUGCUAAUUUAACAGAAAGCUAGCCGUAAUUGUUUGUUGCAUAGUAAUGAGAUCUGUCAAUCAACGAAGCCAGCUUGGUUCACACGGAAUUUGUAGCGUGCAGUUAGGCUGUGUACGAUGUUCGGAUUGUGUUUAUGUGCUGUUUUGCUUGUUGGUGUUCCCAGCUCCGAGGCAACGUCGCCAAUUCUCCGCGGCGUCGCCCACAACAAGGAACUCCGAUGGGUUCUGAUAGACAUACUGCAUUCGCUGAGACCACGUGAUAUCACAUGUAUUGCGGUCAUCAGUGAUUCAGUUUACUUGAACGUUUUCGACGGAGAACUAUUUCGAAUUAUAACCAAUGUUCCUUUCGUUAUGAUCAUUGUAGCAGAAGAAGAGGACUUGUUAUCACCAAAUUACAUAACACUGAAAUCGUUACGACAGACGGAAACUGACGGUUGCAAUGUAUAUAUUAUAUUUCUAGCAAAUGGACUGCAAGUAGCUAGGCUACUAAAAUUUGGAGACAGGCAUCGAAUUUUAGAUACCCAUGCUAAAUACAUAAUGCUACACGACAUAAGGUUGUAUCACAAGGACCUCCAUUACUUAUGGAAGAGAAUCGUGAAUGUAGUAUUUAUUAAAUAUCACAGGAAAAUAAUUGGGAAUGCGAAAAGCAGACCUUGGUUUGACCUACUUACUGUACCUUUCCCUAACCCCAUAAAGAGCGUGUUGGUGCCACGAAGAGUUGAUAUCUGGAGAAACGACAAAUUCCACUAUAACCGCUCGUUGUUUGUGGACAAAACGUACAACCUUUAUGGACAGCAGUUAAACGCGGUGUAUCUGGACCACGUCCCAUCAGUUGUCGUGACAAGAGACAACGAGACCAGUAAAAUUGGCGGUGUUGAGGUCGAAAUUUUCAAAACCCUCUCUGAACAAAUGCACUUCGAAGUCAACAUGUAUCAGCCUGCACACGCAGAACUUAACAAAUGGGGCCAAAAGCAAGCAAACGGUUCGUUUUCUGGUUUGCUUGGUGAAAUGGCCAGCGGUAGGGCUGACGCGGCUCUCGGAAACCUACAGUACACGCCUUAUCAUCUGGAAUUAAUGGACUUAAGCAUACCUUACACCACUCAAUGCUGGACUUUCCUUACACCAGAGGCAUUGACGGACAAUUCUUGGAAGACUUUAAUUUUGCCCUUCAAACUGAACAUGUGGAUUGCCGUUUUACUUGUUUUAUUAAUAACGGGCACAAUUUUUUAUGCAAUGGCGAGGUAUUAUAUGAAUCUUCAAGAUUACAGACAUGAUCACGACGUAACUCCGGCUAAACAAAAAAACAUAAAAGCAAAGGCAGAUGAUGAGGAUGCAAAACCAGUCGGGCUGUACGUGUUUGGAGAAAUAAUAAACAGCAUUCUCUACACUUAUGGAAUGUUACUGGUUGUGUCCUUGCCCAGGCUACCUACUGGCUGGUCUAUAAGACUACUCACUGGAUGGUACUGGUUGUAUUGCAUCCUUCUGGUUGUGUCUUAUCGUGCUAGUAUGACUGCUAUUCUUGCAAAUCCUGCUCCAAGAGUCACUAUAGACACAUUACAAGAACUAGCUGAUAGCAAAGUGACGUGCGGUGGAUGGGGCAUUGAAACGAAAAAGUUUUUUCAAGACUCCUUGGAUGAUAUAGGCCAGAAGAUCAGCGAUAGAUUUGAAACGAUAAACGACCCUAAUGACGCUGCUAAUCGUGUGGCGCAGGGAGUGUAUGCGUAUUACGAUAAUAGCAACUUCUUAAAAUAUAUUAGCGUUAAAAGAAAGAGCGGGCUAACUAUGGAAUCCGAUAACGCUACAACGAACGGUAGUCUGGUGCCUCCCAAACCUCACGAGGAGAGAGACUUACAUAUUAUGUCAGAUUGUGUAGUCAAUAUACCUAUCUCUAUAGGGUUCCAUAAAAACUCCCCUUUUAAACCGUUAGCGGAUAUUUACAUUCGAAGAAUAGUUGAAGUUGGUUUGGUUGAGAAAUGGUUGAAUGACGCCAUGGAACCAAUAAGGGCUUUGGAGGUAAAUGAUGAAGAAAUCAAAGCAUUGAUGAAUCUAAAAAAGCUUUAUGGAGCAUUUGUUGCCUUAGCCAUUGGAUAUUUUUUAAGUGGCAUUUGUUUUCUCCUAGAAAUAAUACACUGGAAUUGUAUGGUAAAAAACGAUCCAAUGUUUGACAAAUAUGCUAUAGAUGUGUAUUAUCGAAAUAAAAGUAAAAAGUAAUUGGUU
This is a messenger RNA of Manduca sexta (tobacco hornworm), 2242 nucleotides long. It is a transcript of the gene Ir68a, whose product is annotated as glutamate receptor ionotropic, kainate 4. The transcript has 8 exons. The record is from RefSeq and is a predicted model, not a curated record. The coding region runs from base 143 to 2236 and encodes 697 amino acids. Lineage: Eukaryota; Metazoa; Arthropoda; Insecta; Lepidoptera; Sphingidae. Gene Ontology annotation, molecular function: glutamate-gated receptor activity. Gene Ontology annotation, cellular component: membrane.